UGCGUUGGAAUGAGCGAAGCGGCAAGGGAGAUCACUGCGUUGGAGUUUGAUAUUAUAGUGGUAUACAGCCUAACAUCGGGUCACGUGAUACCUGCUGAAGACGGAAAAACGAGCCAAAAACAAGUGUUUGUGAAGCAUGUCUGGUAUUGCCCUUGCAAGACUCGGAGAGGAAAGAAAAGCAUGGAGAAAGGACCAUCCAUUUGGUUUUGUCGCUAAGCCAGCCAAAAAUUCAGAUGGUACCUUGAAUCUUAUGAAUUGGGAAUGUGCUAUACCUGGCAAGAAAGGAACUAUUUGGGAAGGAGGCUUAUAUAAACUGAGAAUGCUGUUCAAGGAUGAUUACCCUAGUUCUCCACCUAAAUGUAAAUGUGAGCCACCUCUGUUUCACCCCAAUGUUUAUCCCUCUGGCACUGUAUGUCUGUCAUUGUUAGAUGAAGAAAAAGAUUGGAGACCAGCCGUUACAAUCAAACAGAUAUUACUUGGUAUACAAGAACUGCUAAAUGAACCCAAUAUCAAGGACCCAGCACAGGCGGAAGCUUACACUAUUUAUUGUCAGAACAGAGCAGAAUACGAGAAACGAGUAAAGGAGCAGGCUCUAAGAUUUAGGGAUCCAUCAUUGUAGCCUCUUCAUCCGUUGUCGAAAUCAAGAGUCAUCUGACAAAAUCUGUAAAUUAAUUUCGCUCAUAAUAUCAACUUUGGAGACAACAAAAGUUUAUAUUUUAAUAAAAAAAAAAAGUUGUUAAAAUUGCUCUGUAAUAAGAAUAUUUAUGUAAAAUACAUUCAAGAUAUACAAUUGUAUUUACUGAAAUAUAUUUUUUAAGAACUAACUGAAUGUAAAAAAUUGUCAUCAAAUAAAUUUGAUCGAAUGAAAACCUUGUUUGUACAGCUACAUUUACAAUGUAAUGUAUAACAAGUUAUUCAUGAAAAAAAAACUUUUUUUUUUUUAGCAGUAGUACACAUUUACACUGUACUUUAAUAGCUAUUCAAUGUAUUAGGUAUGUAUUUUUUAAAACUUAAUGCACAGUACUAAUGAUACACACAGACAUGUUAUUUUUAUGUUUACGUAGAUACUAUGAAGUAACUGUUCAAAUUUUCAAAUACCAAUUUUGGUAUAAUAUAUCUUUAAAUUAAGAUGUGCUAUACAUAUACUGUAUCAUCUGUUAAACAGGAGAUAUUAAAAGAGUGUCUUUUCAUACUGAAUUUAUUCAACAAGUUUAAUCAGUUUGAUAUAGAAAGACACAAUUGCAAGAUUCUUUUUAUCACAUCUUUUUCCUCAUGAAAUUUCUUCUUUCUUUACCUCUUAUAACAGUCAGUUAGACAAAUGUCUCCUAUACUUUUAACCAACAUUAUUGUCAAAGUGUUAUUACAAUACAACUGUAAUUGCUUUAUUUUACACCCAUGACGUCAAACAUGAGAUAAAUAUGGUCAGUUAUACUGUAAAAACUAAUAAUUGUUGUGGAGGAUUAAAUUUCAUGAAUGUUUUUGUCCUUGAAAUUAAAUCCUUGUUAAAAUGUAAACUUACUAUCUUUUUAAUUUAUCAGAUGUAAAAUCCACAAAUUUAUUACCCAUAGAAUUGCAGUUUAGGCAAAAACAGUAAGUUAAUGACCAUAAAUUAACUGUUUUCACAGUAUACAAAUAGUGCUUUUUUAUUUGAAAAUGUCAUUUUGAGUUGUUGAACUUCGAUAGGAGUUGAAGAUAAUUUGCUAUUGUUAUAAUUUGUAUUCCAUUGUUUUGUUCGGUAACUUUACAAUAUAUCCUGUUAGUGCUGUUGUCACGUAAUAUGUAUUUUUGGUUUGUUCCGUUUCUGAGGAUAUUUUCUUUAAGUUAUGAUUAAUUUACUUCAGACCAUUGUAUGUUUGUUCUGUUGUAAGUGGCAGAAAUAAAUGUUUCAGAGAGUUUUCAUGUACCUGAAACAAUGCUUAGGGUUCAGGGUAGGCGGGGUGAGGGGACGGCAACUGUUGUCUUUCUCAUCCAAUUUGGGUAUGGUCUUAACUGUCUCUGAGUCACUUGCACAGCAAGCAAUAAUCAGUAGUAGUAUUUUACUGGAGGCUAAUGUAAUGUAAUGUGAAGAAGCCAUCUAAUAAAAACAAACAUGAACCUGCCUAUCUGGAAUUCAUAUAUUUUUGUUGUAUUUUUGUUAAUUAAUUUUUUUUCUCUUGUUUUGAACUACUAUUACUGCUAGAUAUAAAUUCAUAGAUUUCAAAUUGUAAAGGUUGAAUGAAUGGUGGAAUAGACCCAAACACUACACCUCAUGAAUACUUAAAGUAUGACAGUAAUUGAAAUGACUUUCCAGAAGCAAGACUAAACUGCCAUUGUCCCUGUUUUAUUGAUAACAUAUAUCAUUAACUGUAUGUAUGGAUGAUGUCUACUUUUAGGAGUACUGGGGUAUCACAUUUUUUUUUCAGUCAGAACUGUUCAACAGACCGGAAUAUGAGAGAUGGGUUAGGGAGCAGGCUAUGAGAUUUAUGCAUGCUUCAUUGUAACAUCUUCAGAGUCACACUGUCAUAUGUCCAGAUCUGUAAGACAGCUAAACUUUGCCUAAAAAAAACAGUGGUAUAAAAUCUUACUGAAAUAAAAAUAUUUAUAAAUUAAAUGUAAAAUAUAUCAAAAGUAAUAGGUAACUUUUGUGUUGAAAAUCAUUUAGUUAUAUGAGUGGUGCCAUUUUUUAUGCCGUAAUCAGGAUCAUUUGCUGUUGUUAAUAAUUUGUGUCUAUUGUUUUAUCCAGUACUAGUAACUGGAUACAAGUUGCAAUAUAUACUGUCAGUACUAUUGCCUUGUAACAUAUAAAAAUCUGUGCUUUCAAUCCAUGAAGAUAUUUUUAGUGGGUCAUUGAGAUUAAAUGCAGUCAGAACACCCUGGUUGUACUAUUAUAAAAGCAAACCAGAAAUUCAUGAAUUUUUAUAAUUUUGGAAUGGAUUGCUUGUAGCCUCUGUGCUUAGUUAUUUGAAUGUAAAUUGAUUCUUGUGAUGGUAGCUUAUCCUUUAUCAGUGGAAUAUAAGAAUCUUUCACUGGUUGAAGGUGCAAGAUUGAAAUAUCUGGCUUUAGGGUAACUGUUUAAAUUAGGCAGUAAUGAGGCUCUGCUAAGUUACCACAGAACAGUUACUUGAGAGCCAUCCGCACCUUCAGCCAGUGAUGACUUCUUUUUUGUGUGUGUGCCAUUUUAAUGCAUUAAUAGAAGAAAUAGAGUAAAACGAAGGCUAUUCUUUUAAGCUAAAAUGAAGGCUUCUCUUUGGAGUACCACUUUAAUGUAGUAGCAUAUGAAUUUACACAUUCAUUCAUAAAUUACAGCACACGAGCUCUUAUAACCUGGAGUGUAUAAUUACUUUUUCCAGAAUUGGCAAAAACACACGUCAAGAAAAUCCUGUCCGGCAUGCAAAAUAGAUAGAUACAAUACAUAUAUUAUGUGAUUGUCUGGCAUGAAAAUUUGACUUGUUCUUUCUAGGCAUGGGAAAGAAGAGCCAAACCUCUUGAUGUGUUUGAGAGUUGUGUUCAUGAACUUAUUUACUUAUUUAGAUGCCAUAACAGCUGAAAGACAAAUCCUUUAAAACUGAAAGUACAUUCAAUUUACCUGUUUAAGUUACAAUCUUAUAUAAUUUAAUUGCCAAUUAUUUUCUGUAUUGUGUUGAGGUUCAAGUAUGUUGUUUUGUUACCUCUUGAUUUUGGAAUGUUUUACUGAACAGAUCUUCACAGUAUGUCUGGGAUAUUGAUUAGAACAAGCAGUUUUAUAGGAAGUUGGAAAUUAAGUCUUGCCUUUAUAACAUACGCUUUGAUGCACAUUGAUGCUUCAGUGCAAAAAGUAGAGAACUGUGUUGACAUAAAAAAGCAGUUAUCAGUUUUUCACAUUGAGGUGACAGUGGUCUUCUAUAGAGAACAUCCAACUUAUUCUUCCAAAUGUUGCAAUUUUGUAUGGCUUAUUCGGCUUGUGCAGGUUAAAUAUUCAAAUUGGUAUAGAGGGUAUUUAUUUCAGUGCGAAGUUAAUAUUGAGAAAUAUAUGAUAGUCCCACAUUAAUUCUGUAUGUAAUGAGAAAAUACCUGUUUUAAAAAAGUUUUCUAUGAAAGAAACAUGGACAGAAGAAAUUUAUGACAUACAUACAAUCAGUACUUCUUCCAAUUUUGUAAUAGUGUCAUAUAUAUAUAUAUAUAUACAUGUAUAUAAGAAAAAAAAUUAACUGGGUUGGAGAUAACGGAGCACCUUACAUGAACCUCAGAUGCAUUUGGUGUAAAUUAUAUUUUGUAAAUAAAAAUAGAUCUGGA
Messenger RNA from Mercenaria mercenaria, 4251 nucleotides. RefSeq names its product SUMO-conjugating enzyme UBC9-B. The record is from RefSeq and is a predicted model, not a curated record. Gene Ontology annotation, biological process: protein sumoylation. The transcript is spliced from 7 exons. Lineage: Eukaryota; Metazoa; Mollusca; Bivalvia; Venerida; Veneridae. The coding region runs from base 137 to 619 and encodes 160 amino acids. Gene Ontology annotation, molecular function: SUMO conjugating enzyme activity. Gene Ontology annotation, cellular component: nucleus.